AUGUUUAGAAUGCGUAAUAUGCUACUUUUUAAUAUUUGUUCUAAGUGUGAGACAUCAAAAAGCUUAGUAUAUUUAAAUUUGGCUUCAAACAAAAACACAUUUUCUGUGAAAGGCAAUGCACACAAAUCAGAAAAACCAAUUUGCAACUACCACCAUGAUGCCAUGGACGCUUUUACUAAUAGUCUCAUUCUAGAAAAUAUGAUGAAAUGGAAAACAGACAAUUUUGUCACUACAAAUAAUAGGCUGCCAAAAGUCAAAUCAGAUUCUAUGUUUGAACUCUGUGAUGAUCCAGACCAUCUGACCACAUAUCUACAGCAAUGCCUUGAUGGGUACUCUCAAGUCAGUGAAAGUGCACUUAAUCAAUUCAGAUUAACAAUGGCAAGACAUGGCAAAAUUAAUGGAUUAGUCUUAAUUGAAAGAAUCAAUGAAAAGUAUGGUAAUUGUAUUAAGAAAUCUGAAUUACAAAUGAAUUUUGCAGAAGCUUAUUGGGCAAAUGGAAAUUUGUAUAGCAUGUUUAAAAUUUUUGAGACAUUCUACUCUAUAGAGUCGACAAAAGUGAAUUACGUUUUAGACCCUAUCAUUCAUACUAUUGUCAAAUCACAUGGAGUUGCAUCAGUAGUCAUGGUUUCAAAAUUUGUAAAUUCGAUAGUUGUCAAAUAUGGAGAUUAUCAUCCAAUGUGCAUCCUGUGGAAGUAUUUAUUUUUAAGUGAAUUAUAUAAUGAUAACCUAGAAGCUGAAAAAUUAAUAAGACAAAAUACUAAAUUAAUAGAAAAUAUACAAUACCUUACACCAGCCCUUACAAAAAAAAUGUUAAAAGCCCAUAAAAUCAAUUGUGUUCAAAGGAUAAUGAUAAUAUUAUUAAAACAUAAACGAAUGGAACCUUAUCAAUGGAUCUUAAGGUCUCUGUUUGAGUAUUAUUACACUUUGGGAAAUGUUCGCCAAUGCAAAGAAAUUAUGAAACACUCUAUUGAACUCAAUGUACCAUUAACACAAGCACAGGAAUCACGUUUAAUUCACAUGGUGCUCAACAAUAAACAUCAACAAAAAAUCAACAAGGAAGUGACUGCGAUUAUAUUUAAACUUAUGUUUUAAAUUAGUAUGCUAUUUGUUAAUACAAUUUUGUUGUUGUUUAAAACCAAAUAAUAAUACCUAUUAUAUUGUUUUAUAUUUGAAAUAAUGCUAGUUAUAUGUUACAUACUAUUAAUAGUAAAAAUAAUAUUUUAAAUGGUAACACUAACUGUACUAUUGUGAUUAUUGAAUUCUUCAGGUUUUCUUUUUAAUAACAGCGGGUGGUUAAAUUACAGAAAAAAUACAUAAAUACAAGUUAGAAAAAGUGAUAUUAAUUAAUAGUUAUAAUUAUAAUGUAAUAAAAAUAAAUCCAUCCCAUUCAAAUAUUAAAAAUUGACUUAUGUAUAAAUUCUUAAACAUUAAUGACCCAAAUGAAUAAUAUUAUUUGGCCUUUUUCAUUGUAAAAAUAAAUUAAUAUCAGAAAAAAAUACUUUGAUUGUAAAUAAAUAUAAUAGACUAAUAUUU
Molecule: messenger RNA, 1533 nt
Organism: Myzus persicae (green peach aphid)
Lineage: Eukaryota; Metazoa; Arthropoda; Insecta; Hemiptera; Aphididae
Exons: 2
Coding region: 1-1092 (363 amino acids)
Source: RefSeq, a predicted model, not a curated record